AUGCUUGACGAAGAUAUUCAAUUACGUGCAUUUCAGCCUUUAAAGAUAUCCCCUGGUCUAUGGUCAAAAUUAGUUUUAUUACUAAAUUUUUUGUCUCAUGGACGAGAUAUUAUUAAAAGUGGUUUAAUUGCUUCAAAUUCAUCUAUUGAUUCAUUAUUAAUGAAAUUUAUUGAAACAAAAAUUUUUAUUUUUCCACCACCAAUGCUUGAUGAAGAUAUUCAGUUACAUGCAUUUCAAUCUUUAAAAGUUGAUCGAAAUCAUUUGAAAUUAAAUUUAAAUCAAUUACCAUUAUUAAAUAAACUUGAAUCAGUACGAAGAAAAAGUGCUUAA
Rotaria sordida is the source of this 330-nucleotide messenger RNA. The record is from the annotation of a GenBank genome assembly. Lineage: Eukaryota; Metazoa; Rotifera; Eurotatoria; Philodinida; Philodinidae.